CAAAACACACUAUAAAUUAACCCCUUCCUCUUCCCCCCAAAAUCACCCACAUCCAGUAUUCUCUCUCUCUCUCUCUCUCUCUCUCUCAAGGCCUAGUUUUUUUUCUCUCUCUAAGACCCUAGUCUCAAAUGGCUCGUACAAAGCAGACAGCUCGGAAGUCCACCGGAGGCAAGGCACCAAGGAAGCAACUAGCCACCAAGGCCGCUCGCAAGUCCGCUCCAGCCACCGGUGGUGUGAAGAAGCCCCACCGCUUCCGCCCCGGCACGGUGGCGCUCCGGGAGAUCCGAAAGUACCAGAAAUCCACAGAGCUUCUGAUCCGAAAGCUUCCAUUCCAGAGACUUGUUCGUGAGAUCGCUCAGGACUUCAAGACCGAUCUCCGAUUCCAGAGCUCCGCUGUUGCGGCCCUCCAGGAGGCUGCUGAGUCUUACCUUGUUGGACUGUUUGAAGACACCAAUCUUUGUGCUAUUCACGCUAAGCGUGUCACGAUUAUGCCUAAGGAUAUGCAGCUUGCUCGCCGCAUCAGAGGCGAACGUGCUUAGGGUUUGAGAUUUGUUGCCUAAUGUGAUUGUGAAUCAAUGGUUAGUUGUUUUGUAUAGGUGGUUAGGGUUAGUUGUUGUCUGGUUUCUAGUGCUUUGUCGGUUCUGUGUUUUUAAUUUGGUGUCCUAUCUACUGUUGAAGCUUUUGUUAAGUUAUUUUCAAUGAAAAUUAUGCUAUUAUGUAUUCUAUUGA
Molecule: messenger RNA, 729 nt
Organism: Camellia sinensis
Lineage: Eukaryota; Viridiplantae; Streptophyta; Magnoliopsida; Ericales; Theaceae
Product: histone H3.2
Cellular component (GO): nucleosome
Molecular function (GO): DNA binding; protein heterodimerization activity; structural constituent of chromatin
Source: RefSeq, a predicted model, not a curated record